Messenger RNA from Toxoplasma gondii ME49, 4101 nucleotides. RefSeq lists its product as hypothetical. The transcript has a single exon. Lineage: Eukaryota; Apicomplexa; Conoidasida; Eucoccidiorida; Sarcocystidae. The coding region runs from base 1 to 4101 and encodes 1366 amino acids. The record is from RefSeq and is a predicted model, not a curated record.
AUGCAGGAAGCCCCCACCGCAGAAGAGCCUCGAGUUGAGGAAGGCUCUGGGAGCGGGGGGGUCGACAGGCGCACGGUCGCCGUUUCUCAGCCUGUUUCAACGGCUGGGUUUCACUCUGCUCAGUUUCGUCAGACGGAGCCUCAGACUGCGACUCCCCAUGCGCUCUGUCCGUCCUCUUGUCUCUCUUCUCUGCGUGCACCCUCGCACUCUCCCGCUCCGCAUGGCGCGCCUCGCGGGUCACCAGACCCCCCGCGUCUCCUCUCGCCAGUUGGCACCGCCUGGGCGCCUGCAGGAGCCCCCGGAGAUCGUUCGAGCUUCUUCCCGCUCCCAGGAAAGCAUGCGGGGCCGACGUCGUCCACACCUGGCUUUGCUUCUCCCUUCCCCUCUCCCGCCGGCGCUUCGUCCUCGCCUCCUUCUCCCUCGCCGUCCACCGCCUCCUCGGCGAGCAACGGCCUCACGAUCUUACCUCUAUGGCGAAAGGCGCCCCAGAUGCGAGAAACGGCCUCCGGAAACCGGUCCUUUCUUUCAGACGGAUGCGGACAAGACCCGCAUGGACCGUCUGGGCUCCAAAAACCAGACGCAGUGACCCAUCCUGGCGCCACAUAUCCGUCUCCUUCUGUUCGGCCUACAUGCCCUCUUGACUCCUCCAUCUCGUCUUCCUCGCCUCAUCGUCUUUCUUCUCUCUCUUCUCCUCUCCCCUCUUCGUCUUCUCCUCUCCCCUCUUCCACUGAAUCUCCCCCUCCUUCUUCGGUGCCUACAGUUCCUGCGUGUUUCUCGCCGUCCGGUGUCACUUCUGUCCCGACUGCGACCUCCUCCUUCGUUUCGUUUUCCGCGCAUGCACAGACGUCUCCGCUUCGCUCCCGCGAGCCAGAGCCUUUGCGAGGGGCUGCCUCGGCGAUUGCUGCGACCGCGGACAGGCCUCCGUCGGCUCCUUCAGGAACUGGCGGCGAGUCUCCAGAGACGCGCACAAACAUGGCAACUCCCGCUGUUGCCGCUGGUUUUCCUGCUUCGUUGGCUUCGCCUGCUGGCGGGCCUGCGGGUGCAUGCGGCUCCUCUGUGCAAGCCGAGGAGCGCUCUGGACCAGAUCGCUCUCCGAGAGUUCCGGAGACUUGUCCGAAUCCCGCCAAAACGCCAGCAGGCUCUACACCUCGCGACGGCGCCGCUGCGCCCACAGAAAACGAAACCGUGAACAGCGACCUUCCGAAGCCAGUCGGGGGCGCCGCCUCUGGGCCUCCUGUCUCCACUCAUGAUGGGACACCAUCGCCGCUCCGAGACGAGGGCGAGGAGGCGCGGAACAAGGACGCUUCCCAGGCUCCAGCUCCCGCUUCUUCGAGUUCUCGUCCCCUAACUGGAGAACCAUGUGGAACGUCCGUGGCAGCUAGCGGCGCAUGCAGAUCGCCUGCAGGCAGACAGAGGGAGGGACUUCCCGGAGACUGCGCCGACUCUCCCAGCGUGUUCCGGGCGCCUUUAAAGGCAAGUCCCGCGCUCUCUCGGGGUUCUCCUGGGGCGAGGCGGCCGCAGCCUGGAGGGGAUGUGGGGAAGCGACCAUCGUUUUCCUCGCCUUCUUCUUCUGGGAGUUCGCAUGCGCUUUCUCGUUCCCCUUCGGCCUCGUCGUUUGUUGUCGGUGGAGAGGACGGGGCGACGGUGCUUCUGGAUCAGCAGGAGCGCGUUUCGGCGCUUCUCCGGAGACGCCACGAGACCUCGGCUGCCUGUCUCCGUCUCCUCAGAGACGAAGUGGAGAGCGAAACAAGGCGACUGCGUCAACUCGAGACCCGCGUCCGGUGGCGCAUGCAACGGCUCGUGGAAAGGCCACAGAGGCCAGGAGCAGCCGCUGGGCAGAACGCCGCCCCUGUCUCCUUACGUUUGCAAGAGGGGGGUGGUGAGAAGGGCAACACCCCAGACGGCGCCUCUUCUUCGUCUCGCGUUCUGCAUGCAGAGAAGGAGAGCGGGUGCCGGGCCGUCGUCGACGACGCUUCCGCCCUCGCGGUUCAUGGUUCUUCCGGUGGCGAGAGGCCAGCGGGGGGACCGGCUGCGAACGAACGGGACAAGGCAGGAGGAGGAGCUGUGUUCAAGACGAAGAGAGAGUCUAAGAGAGACGAAGAAGAAGCGGAGCGGGGGACCGCGGGCUGCAACGAGCUGAGGAAGGCAGCAGAGAGCGCCGAGAAGACGGGAGAAGAGGAUGGAGAGGAUGUCGAAGAAGAGGAGCUUCUUGCCCUCUCUUUUCACGCAUUUUUAGAGACGCGGACUCGCCAGACGAGCGUGCUUCGCGCCGCAGGCGAAGGACGGUGGCACAUGGUUCCUGUGAAGAGGGAGAAACGAGGAGGCAGAGAAACCGGCUUCGGAGAGACGCAGAAGAAACGCGUCCGAGGACUCUGCACUGCGCUCGCAGAUGCAGAGACGGCGACGGUCUCCGCAGACUGCUGGCCCGAGACUGAGGGAAGGGUGGGAAGUCCCCAGAGGCAGGGAGAAACGAAAAUCCCAGUUUGCGAGCGAGGAGGCCAGCGCGUUGAUUGCCUGAAAGAGACAGGAGAGACUCCUGGAAGAGCCAUCAGACGAGACACGAAGGCGACUGACGCGGUGCCGGAGGGACAAGGGGACAGAUCUGAGAGCAGCAGAUCUGGCGAGAGAGAAGAUGAUGUGAACAGCAAUGGACGCGCAGCGGGUGCGGCUCCCUACGUUCCCGACUGUUCUCUUGAAAACCUUGACGAAGUUCAGCUGCAGCUCCUGUGGCUGAACGGGGGAAGACAGGACACGGGGAACGCCGCGAGAAAAGGCGCGAGCAAACAGACGCAUGCACCGGUCUCCGCGCCGAGUCUGCACAAACAGGGAAACCCCGAUGCAUGCGACAGCUCGAAACUCUGUCCUCUUCCAAGUGAAAAAAGUCCAAGUUCACCAUCCGGUUCGUCCCCAGAUGCGCCUGCCUCCUAUCUCGAUCGCCUCGGAGUUGCUGUCGCCACUGCUGUGUGGCAAGACUUCCCUUGGAACUUCACCUUUCCUUCUUUCUCUUCUUCUGCUUCUUUCUCACCGUCGUCUUGCUGCUCGACGUCUUCUCUUUCCUGUACUUCUUCCUGUUCCGCCUCUUCUGCGUCCUCUUCGACUUCUUCAUAUUCUUCUUCUUCACCUUCAUCGUCUGCAUCUUUGGCUUCUCCGUUGCAAGGUCUGAGACGCGACCCGAGAAGAGUUCCACCUUCUUCUGGGGGGCGGUUGUUCCGGUGGGAGCGCUACGUGGAGAGUGGCUGUGGGGACUCCGAGGACGAGGAGAGCGUGAAGGUCCUUCAAGCGUUGCUGAAGGACCAAGAAAGCCAUUCUUCUCGCGCGGCAGCAGCCCAGGAGACUCGCGCGCGCCAGUACAGACACGCGCUGAGGGAGUACCACGCACAGUGCUACAAAAUGCGUCUGCAGCAGCUUGUGGAAACGAAACCUGUCGAGGCCGCAGCUCUUUCCCCGUCAUGGAUGCUGGGGGCCUCCGCCUCGCCCUCGCCUGUCGCCGCCGGAGUUCGUCCUUCUCCUUUCCCCGCUUCGCCUCUGGACAGCCGUCUCUCUCUGCCGGCCUUCAACUCGGCACAGAUGUCGGCCUGCGGCGCCCAGAGGCCGUCCCCAGCUCCACAGGGCCGCGCUGGCGAAGAAGAGAUUCUGCAUGCGCGCCUGCCGAUGCAAACGCUGCAGACUGCGGUGGGGGCUUCGCUGCCGGGCGCCCCCUUUUUCCCUCAAGGGUCGCCGAGCCUCGUGCUCGGGCCUGUGGGCGUUCAUAGCGCUGGGGACCUGCGUGCGCCGUUUUCCUCACCGUUUCUCUCCCCUUUCGCAGCCUCGUCGAGCGUCUGCUUGCACCCUGGAGCAGAUCCCGAGGGGUCCCUGUCUCCAGGCAGGCAGAAGCGCAGGCGGGAGGUGAGCGGCGGCGAUCCGUCGCUGGUCCAGGGCGCAGGAGUCGAGGUCGAGCAAGGUGCGUGGCAGGAGACAGGCGAAGGCCUCACGGGACAGACAGGAGAGAAGCAGAAAGCGAGCAAGUCUGCGGCGCGACAGACACCGCAGCCGCGUCGGAAACAGAAGAUUCAGAAAGUGGAUCUGAAACGCAGACAGGUGAAAGAAGAGAGCGGCCAAUGA